GGCGGGGAGGGGGCGUGACCAUAAGCAGUGACGCGACCUUGCGUCAUGUCCGUUGUCAGGUGGCGGAGUCGGAAAGCCCGAGUUGGCUGGGACAAGCCAAGGCGGACGGUGGCCGGCGGGGCCGGGCCCGGAGGCGGCGGCGAUGGAGCUCAGGAUGAAGCGGCGGGCGUCUGACAGAGGAGGUGGGGAAACAUCUGCCAAGGCUCUCUGCACCGGGAUUUCCAGCAACAAUGCCAAGCGGGCUGGGCCUUUCAUUCUUGGGCCUCGCUUGGGCAACUCCCCAGUGCCUAGCAUCGUCCAGUGUUUGGCAAGAAAAGAUGGGACGGAUGACUUUUACCAGCUCAAGAUUCUCACCUUGGAGGACAGGAACGACAAAGGCACAGAAACCCAGGAGGAACGUCAAGGCAAGAUGCUGCUCCAUACGGAGUACUCGCUUCUCUCCCUCCUGCACAACCAAGAUGGGGUAGUCCACCACCAUGGCCUUUUCCAGGACCGAGCCUGCGAGCUGGUGGAAGACCUGGAAUCCAACCGGAUGGUUCGCAAGAUGAAGAAGCGUAUCUGUCUGGUACUGGACUGCCUCUGCGCUCAUGACUUUAGUGACAAGACGGCCGACCUCAUCAACCUCCAGCACUAUGUCAUCAAGGAGAAACGUCUCAGUGAGCGGGAGACAGUGGUCAUCUUCUAUGACGUUGUGCGGGUGGUGGAAGCCUUGCAUAAGAAGAACAUUGUGCACAGAGACUUGAAGCUGGGCAACAUGGUGCUGAACAAAAGGACCCACCGAAUCACCAUCACAAACUUCUGCCUCGGCAAGCACUUAGUGAGCGAGGACGAUCUCCUGAAGGACCAGCGUGGGAGCCCAGCCUAUAUUAGUCCUGAUGUUCUCAGUGGUCGGCCCUAUCGUGGGAAGCCCAGUGACAUGUGGGCCCUGGGCGUAGUCCUUUUCACCAUGCUGUACGGGCAGUUUCCCUUCUACGACAGUAUCCCUCAGGAGCUCUUCCGCAAGAUCAAGGCUGCCGAAUACACCAUCCCAGAAGAUGGGCGGGUGUCGGAAAACACUGUCUGCUUGAUCCGGAAGCUCCUGGUCUUGGAUCCUCAGCAGCGCCUGACGGCAUCCGAGGUGCUCGAUUCCCUCAGUUCCAUCAUUGCCUCGUGGCAGUCCAUGUCUUUGCUGAGCGGGCCUUUGCAGGUGGUGCCGGACAUCGAUGACCAGGUGGCAAAUCCAGAAAGCGCCCAUGAGGCUAAGGUGACCGAAGAGUGCUCUCAGUACGAGUUUGAGAACUACAUGAGGCAGCAGCUGAUGCUGGCUGAGGAGAAGAACACGUUCCAUGAGGCCAAGAGCUUCCUCCAAAAGCGGCAGUUUGGAAAUAUCCCACCAGUGCGCCGCCUGGGCCACGAUGCCCAGCCCAUGAACCCCCUCGACGCAGCCAUCCUGGCGCAGCGCUAUCUGCGGAAGUAGCUCCUCAGCCGCGCAAGGGUUGUCCACCACCCGUCUGACGUAGCACAACAGCCGUGUGCUGGGAAAUCACCAAUAAUGUAGCAAGUCUUCCUCUGCUUUCCGAGUGCUGGCAGGGCAAGGCAAAAGGCCCGCCUGGGAGGGGCGGCUGACUCGGACUUUGAGUCCAGGCCUAGACGGCUGAUCUGCUUUUUAAACGUGACUCUGAAAUCUACCUCUGUCUUUUUUUAACCACACUGUUCUCUGGACUGGACUGAGCAGGAGCGUGUUUUGGCAAAGGGUGCCAGAGUGGACUUAUUUUCUGACGCAAACGUUGGACUGCAGAGACCAAUGUGGGGUUGCAUCUCUGCUCCGUAUGGUUUGAAUAAGCUUAAUCAUUUCCCCACCCCUUCCCU
This is a messenger RNA of Heteronotia binoei (common prickly gecko), 1848 nucleotides long. RefSeq names its product serine/threonine kinase 40 (gene STK40). Gene Ontology annotation, biological process: protein phosphorylation. The coding region runs from base 143 to 1456 and encodes 437 amino acids. The record is from RefSeq and is a predicted model, not a curated record. NCBI's taxonomy places the organism in Eukaryota, Metazoa, Chordata, Lepidosauria, Squamata, Gekkonidae. Gene Ontology annotation, molecular function: protein kinase activity; ATP binding. The transcript has 11 exons.